This is a messenger RNA of Oldenlandia corymbosa var. corymbosa, 1098 nucleotides long. NCBI's taxonomy places the organism in Eukaryota, Viridiplantae, Streptophyta, Magnoliopsida, Gentianales, Rubiaceae. The record is from the annotation of a GenBank genome assembly.
AUGGAGUCUCAGCUGGAAUCAUUUCAUAAUCAUCUAGUUCUUUUGGGUGGUUUUUAUGUCUCAUGGAAGAUCAUUACUGGUAUAUUGAACAGCAAGAAGAUGGCAAAGCAACCUGUUAAGGUUCUAGUAACUGGUGCUGCAGGACAAAUAGGUUAUGCUUUGGUUCCAAUGAUCGCUAGAGGUGCUAUGUUAGGACCUGAUCAGCCUGUGAUCAUACACAUGCUUGAUAUUGAACCAGCAGCUGAGGCCUUGAACGGUGUAUCCAUGGAAUUGAUUGAUGCAGCUUUCCCUCUUCUUAAAGGUGUUGUAGCUACAACAGAUCCUGUUGAAGCUUGUAAAGGAGUGAACAUUGCUAUUAUGGUUGGUGGUUUCCCCAGAAAGGAAGGAAUGGAGAGGAAGGAUGUAAUGUCCAAAAACGUGUCGAUUUACAAAGCGCAGGCUUCAGCUUUGGAACAGCAUGCUGCCCCUGGCUGCAAGGUGCUUGUGGUUGCGAAUCCAGCAAACACCAAUGCACUCAUUUUGAAAGAAUUUGCGCCUUCAAUCCCAGAGAAAAACAUCACUUGCCUAACAAGACUUGAUCACAACAGAGCAUUAGGCCAGAUUUCAGAAAGGCUGAAGGUUCAUGUCAGUGAUGUUAAGAAUGUGAUCAUUUGGGGGAAUCAUUCUUCAACUCAAUUUCCAGACGUUAAUCAUUCUACUGUAAAAACCGGCAAGGGCUGGAAAUCUGUUAGAGAGCUUGUUUCUGAUGACAAAUGGUUGAACACAGAGUUCAUUACCACGGUUCAACAGCGCGGCGCAGCCAUCAUCAAAGCUCGAAAGCUCUCCAGUGCGCUGUCUGCUGCAAGCGCGGCUUGUGAUCACAUCCAUGAUUGGGUUCUUGGCACCCCAAAGGGAACAUGGGUAUCAAUGGGUGUUUACUCUGAUGGAUCUUAUGGCAUACAACCUGGCCUAAUUUACUCUUUCCCCGUGACAUGUGAGAAAGGAAAUUGGUCAAUUGUGCAAGGUUUGAAGAUAGACGAAUUUUCAAGGGCCAAAAUGGACGCAACAGCAAGAGAGCUGAUUGAGGAAAAAUCUUUGGCUUAUUCAUGUCUCAAUUGA